AUGGCGGCGGCGGCGGGCGAGGCGGCGCUGGCGGCCGCGCUGGAGCGCGCCUGCCGGCCCGGGGCGCCGCCCGAGGAGCUGCGCGCCCUGCGCCUCGCCGUGCAGGCCGCGCCGCCCGCCGCCCUGCGCCCCCGCCUGCGCCACGCGCACCUCGCCGCCCUCUUCGGCCUCCUCAGCGCCGGGGACCGGGAGCAGGUGUCGGCCUGCGUGGCCGUGCUGGAGCGGCUGCUGCCGGCCCUGGAGCCGCCGCGCCUCGUCCGGCACCUGCGCGAGGAGCUGCACAAGGGCCUGCUGCACCCCGAGGACUCCGUGAAAAUCCUGGCCGUCUCGCAGAUUGGGAGGAUUGUUGAAAAUUCAGAUGCUAUUAGAGAAAUUAUCAACAGUCCUGAACUAUUACGGCAAGUUAUCUAUUGCAUUGGUGGAGAGAAGAUAGCUGUGGCUAAAGAGGCCAUCAAAUCUCUGUCUCGAGUCGCGCAGACGCAGGAGGGCUUGGAGGCUCUGUUUGCGAGCAGCUUGUUGGGUGACUUAAGGAAUGUUAUGGCAACAAAUGAUAUUGUGCGGUAUAGAGUGUAUGAGCUAGUUGUAGAGAUCUCUUCAGUGUCAGCUGACUCACUGAAUUACUGUGCAAACAGUGGAUUAAUAUCAGAAUUAAUUGGAGAGUUGACUGGAGACGACGUGCUAGUCAGAGCCACAUGUAUAGAGAUGGUAACCUCACUGGCUUAUACUGCCCAUGGACGCCAGUAUCUUGCUCAACAAGGAGUUAUUGACAAAAUUUCCAACAUUAUCAUCGGUGCAGAGUCUGAUCCUUUCUCUGGCUUCUAUCUACCAGGAUUCGUUAAGUUUUUUGGGAAUYUGGCUGUGGUGGACAGCCCCCAGCAGAUCUGCGAACGGUACCCUGUAUUUGUGGAGAAAGUCUUUGAAAUGGCAGAAAGUCACGAUCCCACCAUGAUCGGAGUCGCUGUGGACACACUAGGAAUCCUGGGAUCGAAUGUGGAAGGCAAACAGGUUUUGCAGAAAACUAGAAGUAGGUUUCAGAAUCUCCUAAACAAAAUAGGACAUCAAGCAAAAAAUGCCCCAACAGAAUUAAGACUUCGAUGUUUGGAUGCCAUUUCCUCUCUUCUUUACUUGCCUCCAGAUCAGCAGACGGAAGACCUCUUGAGAAUGACUGAAUCGUGGUUUGCAUCCUUGUCUAGCCAACCAUUGGAGCUCUUCAGGAGUAUCAGUACUCAGCCCUUUCCUGAUCUCCACUGUGGGGCUUUAAGAGUGUUUACUGCUAUUGCAAACCAACYGUGGGCCCAGAAGUUGAUGCUUAAUAGUCCUGGCUUUGUGGAAUAUAUUGUAGACAGAUCUGUGGAACCUGAUAAAGCUUCAAAGGAUGCCAAAUACGAACUGGUCAAGGCCCUUGUAAACUCUAAAACAAUUGCAGAAAUCUUUGGAAAUCAGUAUUACUUGAGGCUUAGGGCUUACUUGCAUGAAGGCCCUUACUAUGUUAAGGCAGUUUCUACUACAGCUGUGGAAGGAGCGGAGUAGUGUCACAACAGUCGCCUGUCUCAGUUCUUGCAAACUAUGUUACUGAAAUAGCUGUUAAGCUUCUUGUUCACUGGAGUCAUUUUUAGAUUGCCUCUUCAAAGAAUCUUGAAGUGUUUGACCCAAUUUGAAGCGUCACGAGUGCAAAUUGUAACUUAUGGGGUGCAGUGUUGCUUCAGUAUCAUGGCACAGAUUCUUUGUGCACUAUCCUGAGACAAGYAGCCAAGGCAAGUACUGUGUCAGCUGCAGGUUCUGUGAUACUGUGCAGAAACUAUCAGUGUUUAGYCAAACUGUUCUUGGGCUUGGAGUUCCUAUCAUGUUUUUAAGUAGAUUAUACUUCAAUUAAAAGCAACACCAAAAACACCUUGAGGUUCAUUGCCUCAGAUGCUGCCAUUGCUUCUUUUUUGUCCUUGUAUCUGCCUAAGGUGGCACCUGCAUGGAAAAUACUCUGUUUAGUCAGUCAUGUUCCAUCAGAAAUGUAGYUGUUAAAAAUGAACUAGUAACCAUCUAAAGGGUUUGUGCUCCCAUGAAGAACAAACUGGACUCUCUUUUGUUAUCAGUUUGCUAGUUGUAAGUCUUGCUUUGAAUAAAAUAAUCCUGUAUAUUGUUUACAUUUUAUGCUGAGAAUAGGAAACUUUUAGCCCUUUUGAACAAAAACUGCCGACUCCUAAUGUAUAAAACCAAACUGGGAGCUUUGUUUCUCUUGCUAGCUGCUACUUUAUAUGGCAGUUAGGCCUACUUGCUCAAGGGGAACAUCAGCUGUAGUGCUGUAAGUCUAAUUCAGAACCAAAUUUUAAACUGUUUACACUAUUUUUUAUCAGAAACUUUUUAGUUUUGUGUUAUUUAAACACAGUUUUAGUUGCCUGAUUUGUAAUUAACAGGGUAAGAGCAAAAACCUUUCAUGUUUAAAGGCUUAAAUGUAGUUGAGGAGGAAACAAAUGUAGUACYUCAUGAGGCUUUGUACCUCCUUCUGGGGAUGAUCAGCUAACAUAGGGGUGGGAUGUAAGGCUAGCUGAGCCUUAAGUGAUAAUCUGUAAGCAAGGACCAUGAUGUACUUCAUACCAAAAACUUCUUAUUGAGAAUGUAAGACAAAAAGAGGUCAAGCUGGAGGAAACAAUAAAACACAGGGUUACAGAAAUAACACACGAUGACCUUGAGUUAGGUCAGACAUGCUUCUGUUGAAAGUAYUUGCCUUUGUCCUCACUCUGCCAAGUGACUGGGGAUUAUCUAGACUGUAGUAACUCUUUUCUUGCUUGUAGUAGCUUGGGGUUGCAAUGAAGGUGAUGUUUUUUUCUGCCAAAAAUAUCCGGUUGAGGAAUGGAAGGGGGCUCAGAGAARCUGAGUGGGUGGGGAAGGGCUGUUAAUGUGCAAUGAGCUUUCUGAAUGUGGGUGAGCUGCCCUGUUCGAUUGCCUUCUUACUGGUACAUACAAAAAUCUGUCAUC
Molecule: messenger RNA, 2970 nt
Organism: Nothoprocta perdicaria
Lineage: Eukaryota; Metazoa; Chordata; Aves; Tinamiformes; Tinamidae
Gene: PSMD5
Product: proteasome 26S subunit, non-ATPase 5
Exons: 10
Coding region: 1-1530 (509 amino acids)
Biological process (GO): proteasome assembly
Cellular component (GO): cytosol
Source: RefSeq, a predicted model, not a curated record